AUGUCACGGACGGCAAGAUUGGACGGAUGGCACUUGUCAAUCCCGUUUUCCGGUGAUGCCUGUUGUAGGUGCAACUGUUGGACUAGUCGUCUUUGUGAUUGCUAUAGCCUGCGCAUGCAUGAUCCAAGAGAGAAGAAAGCUACACAAGAUGAAGCGGGAGACUUUCGGCAGCACGGUGGUCUGAUAUUAUUUGAUGAGAUGAGGUCAAAGCAAGGUAUUACAUUCAAAAUCUUCACGGAAGAAGAACUGCAGCAAGCCACAAACAAGUUCAGCGAACAACAAGUACUAGGUCAAGGGGGCUAUGGGACUGUGUACAAGGGACUUCUCAAGGGCGACGUGGAAGUAGCUGACAAGAGAUGCAAGACGGUUGAUGAGCAACAGAAGAAAGAAUUCGGAAAAGAGAUGUUAAUCCUGUCCCAGGUCAACCAUAGAAACAUUGUGAAGCUCCUCGGGUGUUGCCUCAAAGUGGAAGUCCCUAUGCUGGUAUACUAG
Molecule: messenger RNA, 492 nt
Organism: Triticum turgidum subsp. durum (durum wheat)
Lineage: Eukaryota; Viridiplantae; Streptophyta; Magnoliopsida; Poales; Poaceae
Source: the annotation of a GenBank genome assembly